Budorcas taxicolor (takin) is the source of this 1795-nucleotide messenger RNA. RefSeq names its product TATA-box binding protein associated factor 7 (gene TAF7). Gene Ontology annotation, cellular component: transcription factor TFIID complex. The coding region runs from base 441 to 1490 and encodes 349 amino acids. The transcript has a single exon. Gene Ontology annotation, biological process: regulation of transcription by RNA polymerase II; RNA polymerase II preinitiation complex assembly; transcription initiation at RNA polymerase II promoter. Lineage: Eukaryota; Metazoa; Chordata; Mammalia; Artiodactyla; Bovidae. Gene Ontology annotation, molecular function: RNA polymerase II general transcription initiation factor activity. The record is from RefSeq and is a predicted model, not a curated record.
GUCACUGGAUUGUAAGUACCCGAGGCGAAGAGAGCUCACUACGCCCCGCGUUUUGAAUAUCUUUGUUCCGGGAGAGUUUGUGGUUUGGGCGUAUCUGCUGAGCCUUACUUUCUGUGCUGAAAAUCCGUAGGAGCUGCCAUUUGCUUUCUCUGCAUUGUUCUGCAGCGGCAUCUAGAGGUUGAAACUUGGCGUUGCAGCUAAUAGAUUUAAAUGAACAUAACUGAAUAAGACAAUGCAUCAGUAACAACUGGUGUUCAGUCACGGCGAUUUCAAAAAGACUUGGGGCUUAAUUAAAAACAUAUUUAGCUGAUGGUCUACCUAGAACUCUUUGUAAUUAAGGAUUCAAGUUUAUACAGAACUGGUCUUUCUGGUGAAGUACCUGGAACUUUUUAGUGCAACAAGUGGUUAUUAAAGAAAAAGUGAAUUACAAAGAAAUAAAAAUGAGUAAGAGCAAAGAUGAUGCUCCUCAUGAACUAGAAAGCCAGUUUAUCUUACGCCUACCCCCGGAGUAUGCCUCUACUGUGAGGCGGGCGGUACAGUCCGGCCAUGUCAACUUGAAGGACAGACUAUCAAUUGAGUUACACCCUGAUGGGCGUCAUGGAAUUGUCAGAGUGGACCGAGUCCCUUUGGCCGCAAAGUUGGUAGACCUGCCGUGUGUUAUGGAGAGUUUGAAAACCAUUGAUAAAAAAACCUUUUACAAGACAGCUGAUGUCUGUCAGAUGCUUGUCUCUACAGUUGAUGGUGAUCUCUAUCCUCCUGUGGAGGAACCAGUUGCUACUGCUGAUCCCAAAGCAAGCAAAAAGAAGGAUAAGGACAAAGAGAAAAAAUUUGUUUGGAACCAUGGAAUUACUCUGCCUCUGAAAAAUGUGAGAAAGAGAAGAUUCCGUAAGACAGCAAAGAAAAAGUAUAUUGAGUCUCCAGAUGUGGAAAAAGAAGUAAAGCGGUUGCUGAGCACAGAUGCUGAAGCUGUCAGUACCCGCUGGGAAAUAAUUGCUGAAGAUGAGACAAAAGAAACAGAAAAUCAAGGUCUUGAUAUCUCUUCCCCAGGAAUGUCUGGCCACAGGCAGGGCCAUGACUCCUUAGAACAUGAUGAGCUUCGGGAGAUAUUCAAUGACCUCAGCAGCAGCAGUGAAGAUGAAGAUGAGACACAGCAUCAAGAUGAAGAAGAUAUAAACAUCAUAGACACUGAAGAAGAUCUGGAAAGGCAGCUACAGGACAAACUAAAUGAAUCAGAUGAACAGCACCAAGAAAACGAGGGAACCAAUCAGCUGGUUAUGGGAAUUCAGAAACAGAUUGAUAACAUGAAAGGCAAGCUCCAAGAGACCCAGGACAGAGCAAAGAGACAGGAGGAUCUCAUCAUGAAAGUGGAAAACCUGGCUCUCAAGAACAGAUUUCAGGCUGUGCUGGAUGAACUGAAACAAAAGGAAGACCGGGAAAAGGAGCAGCUCAGCUCUUUGCAAGAAGAGCUAGAAUCACUCCUAGAGAAGUGAGGAGUGGUUUCAUACUUAAUUUCAUUACUGUGAGAGGUCAGCAUUGAAAGAGAAAAUUUUUUUUGUUUUCAUUGCUUGUAAAACUUUGCAGUUCGCAGUUUCUUCCACUGUCUUCUAUUGGAUUUGUCUUGUAGACAAAUGUGAAUUUCUAUCUCAUUUGUUUUUUGGAACCACUUUGCUAGGUGUUUAUCCCGUAGGAAGUAGGAAUGUAUAGACAGAUAAAUGUAGAGAAGUUGUAGGAUUAGUGGAGUGAAAAGUUCAACUUUGUUAUUAAUCACAGCUUCAUUGCAGGACUUUGUGGCUGU